Suhomyces tanzawaensis NRRL Y-17324 is the source of this 2060-nucleotide messenger RNA. RefSeq names its product ubiquitin-binding ESCRT-I subunit protein (gene VPS23). The record is from RefSeq and is a predicted model, not a curated record. Lineage: Eukaryota; Fungi; Ascomycota; Pichiomycetes; Serinales; Debaryomycetaceae. Bases 152 to 1741 code for a protein of 529 amino acids. Gene Ontology annotation, biological process: protein modification process; endosome to lysosome transport; protein transport. Gene Ontology annotation, molecular function: ubiquitin binding. The transcript has a single exon. Gene Ontology annotation, cellular component: ESCRT I complex.
AACCGCCAACACCACAACCACUCCAGCCGCCACCCGCCAGCAACUGAGCUUCUGGCGCCUCCUCUCAUCGCCUUCUCCCAAGCAGCAGCUCCGGAGACCCCCCUGUGUCUUUUUUCCCCGCAAUUCAUCCGUGGCUACGUCCUUCUCGACAAUGUCUCUUCCUAGCCAGGUCACCAACUGGCUCUACAACGUUUUGCAGCCCCAAUACAUCAACAAGCAGGUCGCCUACACCCACUUGUACCAAUUCCUCGAAGUGCACCUCAAAAAGAACCUCCGUUUCAGGAUCCGUACCCAGGUAUUCACCUCAGGCGAUGGACACUCCAACCUCUUGAUCAACCUCUUUGGAACCAUAUCAGCCAAAGACGCCAGCGUGCCAGUGGAGAUCUGGGUGCCGUUGAGCUAUCCUUUUGCAGGAGGCACUCCCUUGGUGUUUGUGGUUCCCAAGCACGAAGAAGGCUUAUACUUGAGACCUGGCAACCAUGUGGAUACCCAAGGACGGAUCUACCAUCCGUACUUGGCUGCCUGGCACAAUGAAUGCACUCCAGAGAACCCUGAGGCCACCAGGUUCAACUUGUUGGAGUUGAUCAACGUGGUGUAUGAGAUCGUCACCAAGGAGAACCCAAUCCAACUAGCACCAAAUCCACCAGGAGUCCCUGCCCAGAUGUCACCAGUCGCCACUGGCCCCAAAUUGCCACCCAAGCCAUCCAUACUGCAGUUGGGCACACAAUCCACUGCAUCUGGCGAUCCGAAUGCUCCCCAAAAACCGCUGAAAGUUCCCAUAGCAGGAACGAGUUCGCCUGUUAGCACCAAAAGCCCCAGUCCAGCUCAGGCACCAAACCCCGUUCCUUUAAAGUACCAAGCACCCUUGCCUUUGCCCGACGAACGGGCACAACCCGCUCUUGGUCGCCCACAACCCCCAUUAGCACAGCCGUCGCAUGAAAUUCACCAUCAGCGAGUCCCCUCCGGUCAGAACUAUCCCAUUGAGGCCAACCACCAGCAACGACCAUACCCGAAAGCACCGUAUCAACCUCCACCUCAAGCGUAUCAAUCGCCAAUCAGUCCACCUCAGCUAAAUCAGACCAAGUCGCCAGUGAGAAACCAACCAGCACGGACGAAGCCAGCUGCCCCUUCAUUGGACCUUAUGGAUUCGAACGAAGCAGCUGUCAAUGGUGGCUCCAGAGCAAAUAGCGAUGGACAUAACGAGCAAGCACUCAUUUCAAAUGCUCUUCAAUUUCUCAAUGAAGCAUCCUCUGGCAGUGCCUUUGCAAUUGCCCCAGAAGCCAAGCACGAAGAAGCCAAAAUCAAUGCCUUGCACUCGCAACUCACACACCAUCACCAGCAAGCAGAGGCCAACUCCAAGAACCUUGACGAGCACAUUCGAUACUUGGGACAUCAAUUGAAAAAUGUGACCAAGCUCAACCAAGAGCUCAGCGCCUUGGAUGAAGUCAACGCUCUGCAGGCAGACCGAGUACUGACCAAAGACACAACUUUGGAUCUUGACGACUUGAUCAUCGCAGACCUGACUCUUGUGAAGCAAUUGUACGAAGUGGUUCUGGAAAUAAAGGCCAUCAAGGACACCAUCAGUUUGGUCAAUGGGAGCUUUCACUCUCAGCCCGAGCUAAUCAACGAUUCACGGAUUGACAUCUGUGUGAAGACGGUGCGGAACCUAGGAAGAGAGCUCUUCUGGUUGGAGUUGACGAAGAAUGAAAUAGCAUCAAUCAUGGACUUGGAAACCAACUAGAACAAUCGAUACUACGGAGAGAAUGGCAAAUGAAAAAUGGAUUUUCUGGAGAUGCAAAAUUCAGCUACAUUUUCAAGAAGAACUCCCAUCGUGGACGACUGUCCAACAGCUUACAUGCCAGGAAAGUUAUAGACAGGAUCCAUAAAUUGGCUCCAUACAACCUGGAAGGUACUGGCUCUCCAGUUCAUGAUAUAGCAUCACAAUAAAAAUCCUUACAUCAGGAAGAUCCGAGCUUCAUUAUUCUGGGAACACCAGCUUAUCAAGUAGAAUUAGUUUGAAGAGGAGUGUAAUGAAAUCAUUAUCUGUAGUAAGGAAGGAA